AUGCUUAGUGUAAUCAGAUCAAAUUUGUUACGAGUAAAUGUGGUUACUGUCCCCUCGAUUUUGUCUCAAUGGUUGCAAGGAAUUCUUUUAGCUGCCCCAAAAAAGAAAACAUCACAUAUGAAAAAACGUUCAAGGAUGCUUGGCGGUUCCCAUUCAAUGAAAAAUGCACAACCCUGGAACAAUUUAAAUAAAUGUCCAUCAUGUGGCCAUUAUAAAAGGGCUCAUACGCUUUGUAUGUACUGUGUUGGACAAAUUAGAUAUAUUUGGAAGAAUCAUUUACUGGGAGAAUCAAAACAAGUUGAAAAACCUGUACUAGACGAAAUUGAUAGAAGGAUUAUAUAUCCUGAGAGAUGUGAUACACCAUAUAUGAGAAAGUUGAAAGAUAAAGAUAGUUACUUAGAAAAAAGAAAAAGGACACUACCAGUUGAAGAAACUAAAUAA
Messenger RNA from Arxiozyma heterogenica, 441 nucleotides. It is a transcript of the gene MRPL32, whose product is annotated as mitochondrial 54S ribosomal protein bL32m MRPL32. Gene Ontology annotation, cellular component: mitochondrial large ribosomal subunit. Gene Ontology annotation, biological process: translation. The record is from RefSeq and is a predicted model, not a curated record. Lineage: Eukaryota; Fungi; Ascomycota; Saccharomycetes; Saccharomycetales; Saccharomycetaceae. The transcript has a single exon. The coding region runs from base 1 to 441 and encodes 146 amino acids. Gene Ontology annotation, molecular function: structural constituent of ribosome.